Molecule: messenger RNA, 1054 nt
Organism: Wasmannia auropunctata (little fire ant)
Lineage: Eukaryota; Metazoa; Arthropoda; Insecta; Hymenoptera; Formicidae
Product: zinc metalloproteinase nas-4-like
Exons: 4
Coding region: 55-729 (224 amino acids)
Biological process (GO): proteolysis
Molecular function (GO): zinc ion binding; metalloendopeptidase activity
Source: RefSeq, a predicted model, not a curated record
AAGACGGAACCGGAUUACGAAACAGGAGUCAAGGUAACGCAAUGGACCAAAGAUAUGAAAAUGAACCCUGAGGAAUUGGGUAACUACUUCGAGGGAGAUAUCAUGAUUUCAAAUAGCACCACAAGAAACGGUGAUACUAAGGCAAAGCGUUGGCCUGGUGGCAUUAUUCCCUACACAAUUACUGGUAGCUACACUAAGGCUGAAAGUAACAAUAUAAUUGGUGGGAUAAACGAAAUUAAUAUGAAAUUAAAAGGAUGCAUACGACUUGUAAAAAGGACGAAUCAAAUCAAUUAUAUUAAUAUUAAAAGCGAAAAUGUUGGAUGCCGGAGCCCGAUUGGCAUGCAAGGCACAGGUGAACAAGAGGUGAACUUGCAUAACGGUUGUGCGCAUACUAUAGGAACCCCCAUGCAUGAGAUCACUCAUGCUAUGGGCUUUUGGCACGAACAAUCUAGAUACGACCGAGAUUCUUACGUGAAAAUUAAAUUGGAAAAUGUUGAAAAAGGACACGAGAAAAAUUUUGAGAAGGCUCGAAAGGGGCGGCUCUAUGCUUAUGGAGUUCCUUAUGAUUACGGCAGCGUGAUGCAUUACUCAGCAUACGCGUUUGCCAAAGAUAAGAGCAAACCAACCAUUGUUACAACGGAUAAAAAUGCACAAGAACAAAUCGGUCAGAGAAAAGGCUAUAGCAGGUCAGACAUUAUAAAAAUCAAGAGAAUGUACGGAUGCAAAUAAUUUGAUUGCAAUUGGCAUUUAUAUCAAAGAUUAUACUGAUGAAAAAAAUAGUUUUAAUAUAUAUAUAUAAUAGCUUUCUCUAAUGUAUUAAGAAAAUUCUAAAUUAAAAAUAUUUAAGAAAAAUUUAUAUGUUAUGAAGAAAUAAAGAAAAUUUAGCACUGUGUAUAAAACAUAUAACUAAUUAUAAGUCUUCUUUUCUAUGUUAUUGGCAAACGUAAUUUGUAUUAUUAAUAAGUAUUAAUCUUGAUUAAAUAUUAUAAAUGUACUUGUGUUUCUCGUGUACGGAUGUACAUGUAGAGUAAUAAACAUUUAGUCAUGCAACAAA